Prunus persica (peach) is the source of this 1238-nucleotide messenger RNA. RefSeq names its product probable aldo-keto reductase 2. Bases 1 to 1032 code for a protein of 343 amino acids. NCBI's taxonomy places the organism in Eukaryota, Viridiplantae, Streptophyta, Magnoliopsida, Rosales, Rosaceae. The transcript is spliced from 5 exons. The record is from RefSeq and is a predicted model, not a curated record. Gene Ontology annotation, cellular component: cytoplasm.
AUGGCAGGAGGAGUGAGGAGGAUCAAGUUGGGUUCACAGGGCCUUGAGGUCUCGGCUCAAGGCCUGGGCUGUAUGGGCAUGUCUGCCUUCUAUGGCCCUCCCAAGCCCGACGCAGACAUGAUCAGUCUCAUCCACCAUGCCAUCGACUCCGGCGUCACCUUCCUCGACACCUCUGACAUCUACGGUCCCUUCACCAACGAAAUUCUGCUUGGCAAGGCUCUGAAGGGUGGGGUACGGGAGAAGGUUGAAUUGGCCACCAAGUUUGGUAUCAGUUUUGCUGAUAACAAGAGGGAGGUUCGAGGUGACCCUGCCUAUGUGAGAGCUGCUAUUGAGGGUAGUUUGAAGCGCCUUGGUGUUGAUUCGGUUGAUCUCUAUUAUCAGCAUCGGAUUGAUACUCGUGUCCCCAUUGAAGUCACGGUUGGGGAACUCAAGAAACUAGUUGAAGAAGGUAAGGUAAAGUACAUUGGCCUAUCCGAGGCCUCUGCUUCCACAAUAAGAAGAGCACACGCUGUUCAUCCAAUAACAGCUGUGCAGUUGGAGUGGUCGUUGUGGUCAAGAGAUGUGGAGGAAGAUAUAAUUCCUACUUGCCGGGAACUUGGCAUCGGCAUUGUUGCGUACAGUCCUCUAGGAAGAGGAUUCUUUUCAUCAGGAGCUAACUUGGUCGAAAAUCUUCCCAACGAUGAUUUCCGAAAGUAUCUACCCAGGUUCCAAGCCGAAAACCUAGAGCAUAAUAAAACAAUAUUUGAGCGGGUUAGUGAUCUUGCAGCAAGGAAGGGGUGCACCCCAUCUCAACUAGCACUGGCCUGGGUUCAUCACCAAGGAAACGAUGUGUGUCCGAUACCCGGAACCACCAAGAUUGAGAAUUUUAACCAGAACAUUGGUGCUCUCUCUGUGAAACUGACACCAGAAGAACUGGCUGAACUUGAAUCUUUUGCUUCUGCUGAUGCCGUUAAAGGUGACAGAUAUCAGAAUGACUUUAGUACUUGGAAGAAUUCUGAAACUCCUCCAGUGUCUUCAUUGGAAAGCACAUGACAUGUGCCUUUUGUCAUGUCAUAAUGCUUCUCUGUACCUCAUAAGCUUUGUGAAUUUCCUUACCGUAUGAGAAUAAGUAGUUCAUGUGAAGUGGUAUGUAAUGACCGACUUUGAGAUGUUCGACAUUUUGUACGCAGAUUUCAUCACGUUUUAUGAGUAUCCAAAAGUAUGAAAUAAUCUGGGGUCAAGCGAAGUUUUUCAUUUUA